This is a messenger RNA of Scleropages formosus (Asian bonytongue), 2103 nucleotides long. Its product is annotated as cyclic nucleotide-gated cation channel beta-3-like. Gene Ontology annotation, cellular component: plasma membrane; intracellular cyclic nucleotide activated cation channel complex; photoreceptor outer segment. The transcript has 17 exons. The coding region runs from base 1 to 2088 and encodes 695 amino acids. NCBI's taxonomy places the organism in Eukaryota, Metazoa, Chordata, Actinopteri, Osteoglossiformes, Osteoglossidae. Gene Ontology annotation, molecular function: cGMP binding; intracellularly cAMP-activated cation channel activity; protein-containing complex binding. Gene Ontology annotation, biological process: monoatomic cation transmembrane transport. The record is from RefSeq and is a predicted model, not a curated record.
AUGUGUCGCUGCCCCAGACCCCAAGGCCGAGUCAUCGCCCCCAUCUCCAUCUCCAUCUCCAUCUCCAUCUCCGCCUACCCAGCAGCUCCGAGCCCAGAUCCUAAGGUUCCAGAGCCCCCGAAGCAAAGUAAUGAGCAGAACCCUCCUGAUGGGCAGCAAGAGGCACCCCCAGCUCCCCUUCCCGUAGUGGUAAACAGAUAUGCUGACAACCAGCUAAGAGACAUCAUCAAACGCCUGAGGGAAAGGACAGAGAUCUAUAAGGAAAAGGUCAUCGACCCCUACGCCUCCUCUCCGGAACACAGCCCACCUGUCACACCAGUUAUAAGGAGACGGGAUUUCCUCAAAAGAGAGGAAGAAGAGAGGCGACGGAAUGAGGAGGAAGAGAAGAAAAAAAAGGAGGAAGAAGACAAAAAGGCAGCAGAGAGAAAAGAGGAGAAAAAGAAGGAAGAGAAAAAAGAUGAAAAGAAAGAAGGUGAGGUGGAGGUCAAACCUGAAGCCUCCAUGUGUCCGAAGUUCAGCUUCAGCUGCAUCUUUUCUGCUCUUUUUGCUGUGAUUGAUGUGCUGCUGAAACCCCUGGAGGACAAGCUGGACACAUGGCUGGACAAGACCAUAGAUCCUGUCACAGACCGCAGGUAUAUCUGUUGGCUCAGCAUGGUGACCAUGGCCUUCAACUACAACGCCUGGCUCAUCCCUGCCCGGAUGGCCUUCCCGUACCACACAGACUACAGUAUUCCCUUCUGGUUCUGCUUGGACAUCCUCGCCGAUAUCAUCUACGUCAUCGACAUGAUCGUCUUCCAACCCCGCCUGCAGUUUGUCAAGGGCGGCGACGUCAUUUGCGACAGGGGUUUGACAAAGAAGAAUUAUCGAGACUCCGCAAGAUUCAAGUCUGACAUCUUGGCCAUCAUACCCUUCGAUUUGUUAUAUGUCCAGUUCGGGUUCAUGUCCACUUUAAGAGCAAACCGUAUCUUGAAACAAGAAUCCUUCUUCGAGUUCAGCGAUCGUCUUGAGAGCAUCAUGACCAAGGCCUACAUCUGGAGAGUGAUCCGCACCACGGGCUACCUGCUCUACAUCCUGCACCUCAAUGCCUGCAUCUACUACACGGCCUCCGAUUAUCAGGGCAUCGGCUCAACCAAGUGGGUGUACGACGGCCAAGGCAACGCGUACCUGCGCUGCUACUACUUUGCCGUUCGCACUCUCAUCACCAUCGGAGGCCUUCCGGAGCCCAACACAGUCUUUGAGAUUGUGUUUCAGUUGUUGAACUAUUUCACAGGUGUCUUUGUGUUCUCCAGUUUGAUCGGACAGAUGAGGGAUGUCAUUGGGGCGGCGACUGCGGGCCAGACGUAUUUCCGCACCUCUAUGGACAGCACAGUGGCCUACAUGAACACCUACAAGAUCCCCAAACUGGUGCAAAACAGGGUGCGCACCUGGUACAACUACACCUGGGACUCCCAGGGCAUGCUGGAUGAGUCAGAGCUGCUGGAGCAGAUGCCACUGGUCAUGAGAACAGCCAUCGCGGUGGACAUCAACCUGAGUACCUUCCAGAAGAUCGACCUCUUCAAGGGCUGUGAUAACCAGAUGCUUGUGGAUAUGCUGCUGCGACUCAAGUCCAUCGUCUACCUGCCAGGGGACUUUGUGUGCAAGAAGGGGGACAUCGGAAAGGAGAUGUACAUCAUCAAGGCUGGAGAGGUACAAGUGGUGGGCGGACCCGACAACAAGAUCGUCUUUGUCACUCUGAAGGCUGGGUGUGUGUUCGGAGAGAUCAGUCUGCUGCAGUCAUCAGCAAACGGGGGAAACCGCAGGACAGCCAACGUGGCGGCACAUGGCUUCGCCAACCUGUUUGUCUUGGACAAGAAAGACCUCAAUGACAUCCUGGUCCACUACCCCGAAUCCCAGAAGGUGCUUGCCAGGAAGGCAAGGAAAUUAAUAAAGUCCAAGGUUCCGGGUGCUGCUGCUGCUGGAGAUGCAGAACAGAAGAAGGGGAUGGCUUUGUUUAUGCCCAAACCUCCGACUCCCAAGAUGCUGCGUGCCUUUGGCAAAGGAGGGAUUCUGCAGAAACUUAGGGCUGCAGCCGGUGACGGAAUGAAAUAGGAGAAUCCAUUUUCC